Gallus gallus (chicken) is the source of this 1393-nucleotide messenger RNA. RefSeq names its product rhomboid like 1 (gene RHBDL1). The coding region runs from base 35 to 928 and encodes 297 amino acids. Gene Ontology annotation, cellular component: membrane. Gene Ontology annotation, molecular function: serine-type endopeptidase activity. NCBI's taxonomy places the organism in Eukaryota, Metazoa, Chordata, Aves, Galliformes, Phasianidae. The transcript has 7 exons. The record is from RefSeq and is a predicted model, not a curated record.
GGGGGAGCGGCGGAGCCCGGUGCCCGCCGGGUGCAUGGACAGGAGCUCCCUGCUGCAGCUCAUCCAGGAGCAGCUUGACCCCGAGAACACCGGUUUCAUCGGCGUGGAGACGUUUGCCAGCCUCGUGCACAGCCAUGAGCUGCCCCUGGACCCCGCCAAGCUGGACAUGCUGGUGGCCCUGGCACAGGGCAAUGAUGAAGGGCAGGUCUGCUAUCAGGAGCUGGUAGACCUGAUCAUCGUGUUCCUGUGCUAUGGGGCCCGGCUGAACAAGUGGGUGCUGCAGACCUAUCACCCCGAGUACAUGAAGAGCCCCCUGGUCUACCACCCCGGGCACCGUGCCCGCGCUUGGCGCUUCCUCACCUACAUGUUCAUGCACGUGGGGCUGGAGCAGCUAGGGUUCAAUGCCCUCCUGCAGCUGAUGAUCGGGGUGCCCCUGGAGAUGGUGCACGGCAUCCUGCGCAUCAGCUUCCUCUACCUGGCCGGUGUCCUUGCAGGGUCCCUCACCGUCUCCAUCACGGACAUGCGGGCACCUCUGGUUGGUGGCUCAGGGGGGGUGUAUGCACUCUGCUCGGCGCACCUCGCCAACGUCGUCAUGAACUGGGCCGGGAUGCGCUGCCCCUACAAGCUGCUGCGCAUGGUGCUUGCGCUGGUGUGCAUGAGCUCGGAGGUGGGGCGCGCCGUGUGGCUCCGCUUCUCGCCGCCGCUGCCCGCCUCGGGCCCGCAGCCCAGCUUCAUGGCACACCUGGCGGGGGCCAUCGUGGGCAUCAGCAUGGGGCUGACCAUCCUGCGCAGCUACGAGGAGAGCCUGCGGGACCAGUGCGGCUGGUGGGUGGUGCUGCUCUCUUACGGCACCUUCCUGCUCUUCGCCGUCUUCUGGAACAUCUUCGCCUACGACCUCCUGGGGGCACAGAUUCCCCCCCCGCCCUAAGGACCCCCCCCCGUCUUGCCCGCCCUAUAGAUGCCCUUUUUCUAGCGAUGGCCGAAGGCCCGGCGGAGGGGGGGUCCCCGCGCGGCACAUGGGGACGGGCUGCCCCCUCGGUGCUAGCGACCGCGCUGGGCCCCUCCGUGCCCCCCCCCCGUGUGAAGGAUGCUUCAGCCCCGUCAGCACAGAGCCCCACCCUGGGAAUGGCCCCCGCAGCCCCUUCCCGGGCUCCCCGAACGUCUGUGUCGCCCCCCCCGCCCCCCUCCCCCCCGGGAAUAGCGGGGCCCAACGCGGAGCCGUUUAUUUUUCUAUGCCAAAAGAACCGUCCGCGGGGGGUGGGGGGGGGAGGGGGAAGCGGAGCCCGCAGUGUCCCCCUGGCCCCGCGCUGCUCUCGGUGCCCCCUCAAAAGCUGUUUUGGGAUGGGGGUGGGGGGCGCUGCCCGCCCACCCCUCCCCUUUUUUGGAGUAGAAA